Molecule: messenger RNA, 2110 nt
Organism: Eleginops maclovinus (Patagonian blennie)
Lineage: Eukaryota; Metazoa; Chordata; Actinopteri; Perciformes; Eleginopidae
Gene: anp32a
Product: acidic (leucine-rich) nuclear phosphoprotein 32 family, member A
Exons: 7
Coding region: 157-927 (256 amino acids)
Biological process (GO): regulation of apoptotic process
Cellular component (GO): nucleus
Molecular function (GO): histone binding
Source: RefSeq, a predicted model, not a curated record
UGCCAUUGGUCGGCGGUGACGACAAUCCCGAGACGUGAUCCCGCCCACCGAGCGGAUCAAGUUUGAAUGAACAACAGCAGUCUGUUGUAGAGGUGCUAGUUGCAUUUGCAGUAAUUAUUAAAAGUGUGUAUCAUAUCGCGGGGGCGCUGAUCAAGGAUGGACAUGAAGAAAAGAAUCCACCUAGAGUUGCGGAACCGCACUCCGUCAGAUGUCAAAGAACUUGUUCUGGACAACUGUCGCUCAAAUGAAGGAAAGAUCGAGGGUCUAACAGAUGAGUUUGAGGAGCUGGAAUUUCUAAGCACAAUCAAUGUUGGACUGACAUCAGUUGCCCACUUGCCGAAGCUAAAUAAGCUCAAGAAGCUUGAACUCAGUGAUAACAGGAUCUCAGGAGGGUUGGAAGUUCUGGCAGCAAAAUGCCCCAACCUCACACAUCUCAACCUCAGUGGCAACAAGAUCAAAGACCUCAGCACAAUAGGACCAUUGAAAGAAUUGGGUACCCUUAAAAGUCUGGAUCUGUUUAACUGUGAAGUGACAAACCUGAACGAAUACAGAGACAAUGUGUUCAAGCUGCUACCCCAGCUGACGUACCUGGACGGGUAUGACAAAGACGACAAAGAGGCACCAGAUUCUGAUGCUGAGGUAUACGCAGAGGGCUUGGAUGAUGAUGACGACGAUGAAGAUGAUGUCGAGGAGGAGGAGUAUGAUGAAGAUGCAGCACCAGGAGAUGAGGAGGAGGAGGAAGGAGAGGAAGACGAAGAGGACAAUGAAGAAGAGGAAGAGGAGGACCUCAGUGGAGAGGUGAGGGAGGAAGAGGAGGAAGAUUUGAAUGACAAGGAGGUUGACGAUGAGGAUGAUGAAGAAGAAGAGCGAGGUCAGAAGAGAAAAAGGGAACUGGAUGAAGAAGGGGAGGACGAUGAAGACGAUUGAGGGUCCUCUUGAAGCUAAGUUGUGAACUGUUAAACUUGUAUCUCCCAGUCACAUCCCAACAACCCCAUGUAUUUUUUCCCCGUUUCAUAUUGCAGUAGGAGUGGUUUUUGUUAUUGGCCAGUCAGGUAGACGGGGUUGUCUGGAGAAAUAUGUUACAUUUAUGUACCUUUGAUGCUCCCGUGUUCCAGUCUUUACAGUCCACUUUUAUCUGCUCUGUGGACACCAAUUUUAUAAUAUCCAAUAAUGGCAAAGAUAAACCUUUUUAAGAAAUGUUUGUUUCUUUUAUCAUGUUGUGUAAGACUAGUUUCUGAUUUUUAUUUAAAACCCCCUUCAAAAGAAAAUACAAAAUAAAACAAAAAGAGUGCAUGUCUAAACAUUUUAAAGUCAAAUACUGGAUUUCAUGUAUGGCUGUCCUCUCCUCUUCUUAAACUUAUUUUUGCAUUCUACUUUUAUCUUUUUUUUUUUUUUAAAUGUAAGUUAUGUAUUUGUAGUGUCACCAGUAUGCCAAUACUCUCUGCUGUCCUGGUGUGAAACUUCUGUCUGAACAUGCACAGUGUGACCCUCACAGGGCAUAUUUUUAAAAUCUUAGCAAAAAAAUGUCUGCCCUUGUCAAAGCCGCUCCUCCUCCUUAAACCCUCAGCUUUGAUAGUUCGGAAAUUACGUGUUCUUGUAAAUACUGACCAAAUCUAUUUUUUUGUAUUCUCUUUGAUGACGGCAGACAUUAAACAGACAACUGAGGUGAAACUUUGACUUGUAAUAAGAUAUUAAAUAUGUAUGCUGCUUUAUCUAAAAAAUGCAGUAGGAAAUUUCUUGAAUUUGAACAUAACUUUGUAUGCAUAAUCUUUCCAUAAAGAGAAAUGUUCAACAUCAAAACUCAUCCUCACUUUUCCCAUGUUCUUUUCUGUGACACACAGGUGGCAAUGUUUGAAUUUGUGGUGGUAGUGUAGAGAAAUACUUGAUAUAAACGGAGGUUACAACCGCAACUUAUGUGCAUUGAAAUUUUAUUGUUACAAAAUGUAAACUCUGGAAAACGGUCAGUUAUUUGGACUUUGUUUUCACUAUUAUUCGUACUGGUCAAAUUGGCCUACCUCAGUGAUUUUUCACUCCAUGUUAAAUCCACUGUCAUCAGCCAAAUUGUUUAAUUUUCCUUCCCAUUCACUUCAAUAAAUCCCUUUUUUAUAUA